UGCUUCUACUUUACAACGAAGAACGAGAGCCAGAAGAAGAACCCACCGCCGGAGAUGGAAGCUUCGGGGUUUAUGGCCAGUAAAUGGAUUGCAACGGCGUUUGCGAUUUGGAUCCAAUGCAGCUGCGGGGCCGCCACCUUCAGCAUCUACUCUUCGGCUCUCAAGUCCUCACAGGGCUACGACCAAUCCACCCUUGGCACCGUUUCCGUUUUCAAGGACAUCGGUACCAACGCCGGCAUCAUUUCUGGCUUUCUUUGCUCCGCCGUCACUUCCCCCUUCCCCCGCCGACCCUUUGUUGGGCCAUGGAUGGUGUACGCGGCGGGAGCGGUUCAGUGCUUCCUCGGAUAUAUUUUCAUGUGGGCCGCUGUCUCCGGACUGAUCGAUCGGCCGUCGGUUCCAGUGAUGUGCUUCUUCAUGUUGCUUGCUUCACAUGCGCAAACGUUUUUCAGUACGGCGAAUGUGGUAACUGGCGUGCACAAUUUCAAGCACUAUAGCGGCACGAUUGUGGGCAUCAUGAAGGGAUAUCUUGGUCUAAGUGGAGCACUGGUAAUCCAAGUUUAUAACACGAUUUGCAAUGGAGAACCAAGCAAUUUUCUCCUCUUGCUGGCGGUUUUGCCCACACUUCUUUCCAUCAUGUUCAUGUGGUUUAUCAGAAUUGACAGAACAGAGUCCAGAAACGAGAGGAAGCAUUUGGACUCAUUAUCUGCACAUGCCGUGAUAGUUGCUUUUUACCUAAUGGCUGUCAUCAUUUUAGACAACACUUUCUCCCUUCCAUCAUCGACUCGUUCCUUCACAUUCUCCAUACUCCUAAUUCUUCUUUCUGCUCCUCUUGGAAUCGCCAUUAAUGCUCGGAGGGAGGACUUAAAAGUGACUGAAAAAACCCAUGUUCUUAACAAAUCUAAGUCAGUGGAUACAGAGGAUCUUGUUGAGUAUCACGAGUUGCCCAGGGACGAGCGCCAGAUAAUGGCUGUUGCAAGCUCUAGUACCCCACAAGCCAUGAAUGUCUUGGAAGCUUUAUGCACUAUAAACUUCUGGCUGUUGUUUACAGCCAUGGUGUGUGGAAUGGGUUCUGGAUUAGCCACAAUAAACAACAUGACACAGCUUGGCCAGUCUCUUGGCUACACAGUAACAGAGACGAAGACAUUUGUUUCCUUAUGGAGUAUAUGGAACUUUCUUGGACGUUUUGGAGCUGGCUACGCCUCUGAUUAUCUUCUCCACUCAUACGGCUGUGCCAGGCCAUUGUUAAUGGCAAUCACUCUACUCAUAAUGAGCGGUGGGCACCUCGUGAUCGCCUCAAGUUUCUCUGGAAAUCUUUACGUGGGUUCAACUCUUGUUGGCAUAUGCUACGGCUCACAGUGGUCGCUCAUGCCCUCAAUUACUUCGGACAUAUUUGGGUUAGAGCAUAUGGGAACUAUUUUCAACGCCAUAGCCACAGCCAGCCCUCUGGGGUCGUACGUUUUUUCUGUUAAAGUGAUCGGUUACAUCUACGACAGGGAAGCUGCCGGAGAACAUGGGUCCUGCUCUGGCACACACUGUUUUGCGGUGUCUUUUCUAGUCAUGGCCGUCGUGGCUUUCGUGGGAUUUCUGGUAGCUGCUGCUCUCUUCUUUCGAACCAGGAGAUUUUACGCUUUGCAAAGUAGAGCCGAACGUCUCAGUUGAAGUUACCAGACAGAAUGAGGAUCACAAGAUUGCUUAUAGAUUUUUAUAGAAUUAUGGAAGGAAAUUUGCGGUGUAUUUUGUCUAAGCUUUUACAAUAUUGUAUCUUAUUGACCCCACAUAAUGUUUUUACCCAUAAAGUGA
Messenger RNA from Cucurbita moschata (crookneck pumpkin), 1800 nucleotides. RefSeq lists its product as uncharacterized. The record is from RefSeq and is a predicted model, not a curated record. Gene Ontology annotation, molecular function: transmembrane transporter activity. The transcript is spliced from 2 exons. The coding region runs from base 55 to 1659 and encodes 534 amino acids. Gene Ontology annotation, cellular component: membrane. NCBI's taxonomy places the organism in Eukaryota, Viridiplantae, Streptophyta, Magnoliopsida, Cucurbitales, Cucurbitaceae. Gene Ontology annotation, biological process: transmembrane transport.